This is a messenger RNA of Rotaria socialis, 426 nucleotides long. Lineage: Eukaryota; Metazoa; Rotifera; Eurotatoria; Philodinida; Philodinidae. The record is from the annotation of a GenBank genome assembly.
AUGACGCUCACAGAGUCAAAUGCAUUCGUUUCGAUGGCUUCAAGUGCUGAUCAAGAUUAUCCACCAAGUAAUAUUCUUGAUCCAAAUGAUAAAGUGUUUUGGAUGACAACAGGUUUGUAUCCUCAAGAAUUCAUCAUCACAUUCAAAGAGCCUAUUGAGUUUCGUCAAAUACGCUUCGUAACAACUAAUGUCAAACGAUUUGUUAUGUUCACAACUAGCAAUCAAGAACCAAAGAAUUUUGAGACUAUUCUUGAGAAAACUUUAUCCAAUAAUGAGAAUAAUCUACAAGUAACUGACUUCACCUUAGAUCGUUCAAUCGACGUUCGUUAUUUAAAAUGUGUUAUCUUAGCUGCUUACGACAGCUUUUCCAGUGUACAUUCGUUGAAAUUUGAUGCUGAAAAUUCUCGUACGGGAAAGAAAUAUUAA